CCCAACUGCUGCUAAUAGCUGCAUUAUUUCAAGAGUUUUGAUGAAAACCCAAGUCGCAUAGGCGCUAUUUAAAAAGAGAGAGAGAGAGAGGAAAAAAAUUGAAAGCGAAGGGGGAAAAAAAAGACCUGCGGAUUGAUCUACACUGUAUUUUGGGUAAAUACAAUCACGUGAGCGCUGGGAGCCAAUGGCAAGCGGGGAAAGGCUGAAAAAAUAAUUACCUGCCCUGAUUGUUCUAUGAGAAGAUAAAAAGUACACAUACAGUUCAUACAAUAAUCUUAUGAAUGUAAAAGAGGGGGGAACAAUGUCGGCUUCGGGUCCCAUAAGCAACUAUUAUGUAGAUUCCUUGAUUAGUCACGAAAGCGACGAACUGUUGGCAUCCAGGUUCCCGGCGACUGGCUCUCACCCUGCGGCAGCCAGACCGUCAGGACUAGUACCGGAGUGUGCCGAUUUUCCGUCCUGCAGCUUUGCCCCCAAACCGGCCGUGUUUACAACUUCGUGGGCGCCCGUGCACUCCCAGUCGUCCGUGGUCUACCACCCGUAUACCCACCAACCUCACAUUGGAGCUGACACCCGGUAUAUGCGCACUUGGCUGGAGCCUAUCUCCGGCGCGGUUUCCUUCCCAGGUUUUCCAACCAGCAGCCGGCACUACGGGCUUAAACCCGACGCCUUCCACGGCCGCAGGGAUUGCGGACCCGUGGAUGCACGUAGUUACCCGGAUUAUAUGUACGGAUCCCCGGGAGAUCUCAGGGACAGAACCCCGCAGACUAUUCCCUCCCCGGAAUCUGAGGCCAUCGCUUCCAACAAACACAAAGAAGAAAAGACCGAAUUGGACCCUAACAACCCUGUGGCAAACUGGAUCCAUGCUCGCUCCACAAGGAAGAAAAGAUGUCCCUACACGAAAUAUCAAACGCUGGAAUUAGAAAAGGAGUUUUUGUUCAAUAUGUACCUAACUCGGGACCGCCGUUACGAAGUGGCCAGGGUUCUUAAUCUCACGGAGCGCCAAGUCAAAAUCUGGUUUCAGAACAGGCGGAUGAAAAUGAAGAAAAUGAACAAGGAGAAAACCGAUACUAAGGACCCGCAGUGAAAUGAGCCCCAAGUCCCAGGAAGGAAAGAAGGAAGGAAGGAAGGAAGGAAGGAAGGAAAGAAAGAAGAAGGAAGGAUGGAAUGAAAGAGAAACCCAGGCGCUGUUUCUUCUUCCUUGGGCUUCUAAGCGUCCCUGACUUUUCUUUUUCGGUGUGCUGAUGAGUGUUUAGAAUUAGUUAAACACGGCAACCAUUCUGGAGCAAAAAGGACAGACAAGGAGUGCUUUUCUUAAAAAAAACCCCACACAAAAAUAAAAAAAACCACAAAAAUUGCAACUAGAAAAAUAAACAUUUUUUUCCUUUUCCAGAAAACAACCACAAACUACUUGAAGGUUUAUUUUGUUUUGUUAGAAUUUUAUUUUGUAAGUUAAAUUUUAUCAAGUGUUUUUUUGUUUUGAUUUCAUGACGUCGUGGCUGCAUAUUUUGUACAAAUGCAAAGAUUAAAAAAGGGUUGGGGAAGGAAGGAGAAAGGGGUGAAGGGGGGGGGGGGGAAGUGAACCGCUCCAAACAAUGUUUCUGUCAUAGUGUUGAAACCUUUCUGGUGUACUUAUUUGUGUCUUUCUCUGAUUGUCACAGAACCGUUCUGUAAUGCUGUUAUGUUUUUGCCUAUAGUAGAGCAGCUCUCUGUAAAUAUCGACCUAACGCCACAAAAAAGAGGAGAAAAAGAAAAGAAAAAAACCUUUGAUAA
Messenger RNA from Anolis carolinensis (green anole), 1770 nucleotides. It is a transcript of the gene hoxc9, whose product is annotated as homeobox C9. Gene Ontology annotation, biological process: anterior/posterior pattern specification; regulation of transcription by RNA polymerase II; embryonic skeletal system morphogenesis. Gene Ontology annotation, cellular component: nucleus. The transcript has 2 exons. The record is from RefSeq and is a predicted model, not a curated record. Gene Ontology annotation, molecular function: RNA polymerase II cis-regulatory region sequence-specific DNA binding; DNA-binding transcription factor activity, RNA polymerase II-specific. The coding region runs from base 278 to 1084 and encodes 268 amino acids. NCBI's taxonomy places the organism in Eukaryota, Metazoa, Chordata, Lepidosauria, Squamata, Anolidae.